Myotis davidii is the source of this 2470-nucleotide messenger RNA. It is a transcript of the gene TRIM23, whose product is annotated as tripartite motif containing 23. Bases 74 to 1798 code for a protein of 574 amino acids. NCBI's taxonomy places the organism in Eukaryota, Metazoa, Chordata, Mammalia, Chiroptera, Vespertilionidae. Gene Ontology annotation, cellular component: lysosomal membrane; plasma membrane; cytoplasm. Gene Ontology annotation, biological process: intracellular protein transport; vesicle-mediated transport. The record is from RefSeq and is a predicted model, not a curated record. Gene Ontology annotation, molecular function: zinc ion binding; GTPase activity; GTP binding. The transcript has 11 exons.
UGGGUAGGUGGCUCUGCCCCGCCCCUCGGUUGGAGGCCCUCUCGGGUGCUUCUGCAGCGCUGCUGCUCCAAGGAUGGCUGCUCUGGUUGUAAACAAGGCUGGAUCGGGACUAGACAGUGGCCGUCAGGGCAGCUGGGGCACGGCUGUGGUGAAGGUGCUGGAGUGUGGAGUUUGUGAAGAUGUCUUUUCUUUGCAAGGAGACAAAGUUCCUCGCCUGCUGCUUUGUGGCCACACUGUCUGCCACGACUGUCUCACCCGCCUGCCUCUUCAUGGAAGAGCAAUCCGUUGCCCUUUUGAUCGACAAGUAACAGACCUAGGAGAUUCAGGUGUUUGGGGAUUGAAAAAAAAUUUUGCUUUAUUGGAACUUUUGGAACGACUACAGAAUGGACAUAUUGGUCAGUAUGGUGCUGCAGAAGAAGCCAUUGGGAUAUCUGGAGAGAGCAUCAUUCGUUGUGAUGAAGAUGAAGCUCACGUUGCAUCUGUAUAUUGCACUGUAUGUGCAACUCACUUGUGCUCAGAGUGUUCCCAAGUUACUCAUUCUACGAAGACAUUAGCAAAGCACAGGCGAGUGCCUCUCGCUGAUAAACCUCAUGAGAAAACCAUGUGCUCUCAGCAUCAGGUGCAUGCCAUUGAGUUUGUUUGCUUGGAAGAAGGCUGCCAAACUAGCCCACUCAUGUGCUGUGUCUGCAAAGAAUAUGGAAAACACCAAGGUCACAAGCAUUCAGUAUUGGAACCAGAAGCUAACCAGAUCCGAGCCUCAAUUUUAGAUAUGGCUCACUGUAUACGGACCUUCACUGAGGAAAUCUCAGAUUAUUCCAGAAAAUUAGUUGGAAUCGUUCAGCACAUUGAAGGAGGAGAACAAAUAGUGGAAGAUGGAAUUGGAAUGGCCCACACAGAACAUGUACCGGGUACUGCGGAGAAUGCCCGGUCAUGUGUUCGAGCUUAUUUUUCUGAUCUACAUGAAACUCUGUGUCGUCAAGAAGAAAUGGCUUUAAGUGUUGUCGAUGCUCAUGUUCGAGAAAAAUUGAUUUGGCUCAGGCAACAACAAGAAGAUAUGACUAUUUUGCUGUCCCAGGUUUCAACAGCCUGUCUCCAUUGUGAAAAGACUUUGCAACAGGAUGAUUGUAGAGUUGUCUUGGCAAAACAAGAAAUUACAAGGUUACUGGAAACAUUGCAGAAGCAGCAGCAGCAGUUUACAGAGGUUGCAGAUCACAUUCAGUUGGAUGCCAGCAUCCCUGUCACUUUUACGAAGGACAAUAGAGUUCACAUCGGACCAAAAAUGGAAAUUCGAGUUGUUACAUUAGGAUUAGAUGGUGCCGGAAAAACUACUAUUUUGUUUAAGUUAAAACAGGAUGAGUUUAUGCAACCUAUUCCAACAAUCGGUUUUAAUGUGGAAACUGUAGAAUAUAAAAAUCUAAAGUUCACUAUUUGGGAUGUAGGUGGAAAACACAAAUUAAGACCAUUGUGGAAACAUUAUUACCUGAAUACACAAGCUGUUGUAUUUGUUGUUGAUAGCAGUCAUAGAGACAGAGUUAAUGAAGCACACAGUGAGCUUGCGAAGUUGUUAACAGAAAAAGAACUCCGAGAUGCUUUGCUUCUGAUUUUUGCUAACAAACAGGAUGUUGCUGGAGCCCUUUCAGUAGAAGAAAUCACUGAACUUCUCAGUCUUCAUAAACUGUGCUGUGGCCGUAGCUGGUAUAUCCAGGGCUGUGAUGCUCGAAGUGGGAUGGGACUAUACGAAGGGUUGGACUGGCUCUCACGGCAGCUUGUGGCUGCUGGAGUAUUGGAUGUUGCUUGAUUUUAAAUGCAGCAGUUGUUUCAAGUUUUGUGGUUAAGAGUUAUUUUGCACAUAAUAUGUUGUAACAAAUUCUACAUCUCAAAGAUAGUUAAUUUAGGAUAUGUAUAUGAAAGGAAUUUUGGAUUGGGAAUUAAGUACAAUAUUGCUUUACCAAAAUUAUUCUAUAGCAAAAUUUAAAUAUCUGAUUGAGAUUAAAUUGGAUUAGGGAUUUUUUGAUUUUACAUUUUUUAAAAUGUACAUUUGUUAUUUGAGUUUUUCAGAUUAUAUGUGACCCAUAUAUUGAGAAAUAGUUACAGAGAAAGGGUAAGUGAAGAUGUAUUCUUAUAGCCAACCGAGUGCCUAAAGACCUCUGCAGCAAGUGAGGCAUGGCUUCUUUACUUGUCUUUCCUGAAUUCUGGCAGUAUUUAAUAGUAAGAAUGGCAAUGACUUAAUGAAAUAGGAUUCACAAAUUGCAUCUUUGGGUUAUAGGAUUACUUUUACCUUUAGUAAUAGAAAACCUUUAAAGCUAAGACUAUAAGCUAUAGAAAAUUAAUAUUUUAUACAGUGUUUUAUUAAAACUUUCUCCUAAAGCAUUUUGUAUAAAACCCAGUGAGUCAAAAUGAAAAGUUGCCUAACUAGGCCUGAUUUGUAACAUUAGUACUAACCUGAAGAAUAAUUAAUAAUGAUAAAACU